Drosophila ananassae is the source of this 3525-nucleotide messenger RNA. RefSeq names its product excitatory amino acid transporter (gene Eaat2). Gene Ontology annotation, molecular function: glutamate:sodium symporter activity; neutral L-amino acid transmembrane transporter activity; L-glutamate transmembrane transporter activity. Bases 1044 to 2738 code for a protein of 564 amino acids. Lineage: Eukaryota; Metazoa; Arthropoda; Insecta; Diptera; Drosophilidae. Gene Ontology annotation, cellular component: plasma membrane. The record is from RefSeq and is a predicted model, not a curated record. The transcript is spliced from 6 exons. Gene Ontology annotation, biological process: L-glutamate transmembrane transport.
ACAGGAGAGGCGAGCGCUUCAGGACUAUUAUGGCCCUCGACUCCGGCCGGAGAGCCCGAACAUUAAAAGCACAGCCCGCCGGGAGAGUCGGCCAUUCGCAGGAGCAAGCUUCAAGUGGAAGGUCGUGUUCAGAGGAGCCACACAGGAGUCGCGCGUACAGAGAGCACCACGGCGGAGGAAAAGAGAAGGAUAAAUAGUGAAAACGAAAGCGGAAGGACGGACAGCGCCAGUGACGAAUCUUAAAAGCGAGACCAGCGAGCAGUAAAGGUCCUUUUCAUAAAGUUCCAAAGAACAGGAGCUCCGAGGAUUCGCGAGGCGGAGAAGUAUCCCUGACACAGUUUCCACUUGCCUGGGCAAGGAACUGCAGUGACCCCCGCCUGACCCGACACCCGACAUCCGAAAAAUCGAUUCCCCUGCAAGAAGGUGUCGAGAAAAGUGCAACUAGGUCCCCAGAGCGAGAGAAAGCCACCUCGAAGGUCACGUUCUGCGAGUCCAGCUUCAGCUCGCGCUUGAAUUCCGGAAGCGGCAGCCACCAAAGCCACUACAACGGAGCCGCUAACCCACCAACCACAACGCCGCAGCGAGGAAGACCCGGCCAGAGGCGAACCUCAGACGCCGCCGAGCAAAAAAAAGACGACGCCGCACCGGUAGGAGGCCACCAGGAGCCCCACCACCAGGAGCCGCAGGAAUGGCCUACCUAAUCAACAUCCUCAAGUUCAAUGUGAAGUACUUAAAAAAUCAAUAACUGGACACGCGACAGACCAUCCCAGAAGCAUCCCAGUCCGCUAGAACUUGCAGCAGCAGUGUUUCCGAUUCCGAUUCCGAAUCCGCCGACUCCCACUCGAGGCUUGCUCUCUCUAUAUCCGUCCCUUUCCAUCUUCCAUCGUUCCCUCUCGCUCUCCUUUCGUCCGCCCACUGGCUCCUCUCGCAGGCGUAGGCAUUCUCGAAUCGAACUCAGUUCCCGAAUCGAACUUGGCUGCAUAUUGGCCGGCGUCCGUGCCUCGCUCUGCUGCGCGCCGCCUUCUGUGGCGCCUCCGCGGACAAUGGAAGGAUCUGGGAAAUUUUCAGAUUACCUCUUCGCCAAAAUGGGUCCCCCCACCGCCACCGAGCUGCCCCCGAAGACCACCGAGUGCAGCGACGCCCCUGUCGAGCUCACCGGGUACCGCCGCUGGCUGAGCGACAAUCUGAUGCUCCUGGUGACCCUCUCCGGAGUGCUGCUCGGCGUAGUCCUGGGACUCUCGCUGCGACCGCUGCACUUGCACGGGGACUCCAUCAUGCUGAUUUCGUAUCCCGGAGAGCUCUUCAUGCGCGUACUGAAGCUGAUGAUCCUGCCCCUGGUCAUCUCCAGCCUGAUCGCCGGAUCGGCCAGCCUGAACGCCAAGAUGAACGGCAAGAUUGCGCUUCGCACGCUGGUCUACUUCGCCAGCACUUCCUUCUUCAACGCUGCUCUGGGAAUCGCUCUCGUCCUGCUCAUCCAUCCUGGCAAUCCGGACUUGCACAACGCGGAGGACCGCUCCACGGACAAGCGGGCAGUGAACUUGCUCGACAGCCUCCUGGACUUGGGCAGAAACGUAUUCCCGGACAACCUGUUCCAGGCCUCCAUCCAGCAGGCCCACACCGUCUACCUCCCGAAACCGGGCAUCGCACACGCCUUCAAUGAGACGUUCAACGACACCCUGGUUUCCGGCGUGGAGGCCCAGCGGCAGGCGGAGGACCUGGCCGAGGAGGUGGUCUUGGUGCGGGACGUGCAGUACCGCAGCGGCACCAACACCCUGGGCAUCGUGUUCUUCUGCCUCGUGUUCGGCACCUUCCUGGGCACCAUCGGCCAGAAGGGCCAGGUGGUGGUCGACUUCUUCGCCGCCAUCUUCGAGGUGAUCAUGAAGAUGGUCACCUGCGUCAUGUGGCUCACUCCCGUGGGCAUCAGCUCGGUCAUCGCCGGCAAGAUACUGAGCGUGGACGACCUGGGCCUGGUGAUGUCCCAGCUGAUGUGGUUCAUCGUCACGGUGGCCCUCGGAGUGUUCAUCUACCAGUUCGUCGUCAUGCAGGCCAUCUACUUUGUCGUCGUACGUCGGAAUCCGUUCAAGUUCUAUGCCGGACUCAUCCAGGCCAUGCUAACCGCCUUUGCCACGGCCUCAACCGCCGCCGCCUUGCCCAUCACAUUCCGCUGCAUGAACGAGAAGCUGCGAGUGGACCCGCGCAUCACCCGCUUCGUCCUGCCCAUCGGCUGCAACAUCAACAUGGACGGCACGGCCCUCUACAUCUCCGUGGCCUCGAUCUUCAUUGCCCAGAUGAGCGGCAUGGUGCUGGGAUUCGGGGAGCUGCUCACAGUGCUCCUCACCGCCACGGCGGCCUCGAUGAGUUCGGCCAGUGUUCCGAGUGCCGCUUUAGUGCUGCUCCUGGUGGUCCUCACCGCCAUCGAUGCUCCCGUGCAGGACGUGACGCUUCUCUUCGCCGUGGACUGGUUUGUAGACCGCAUCCGCACGACCAACAACAUGCUGGGCGACUGCUACACCGCUGCCAUAGUGGAGGAGCUCUCGCGGAAGGAGCUGAUGGCCUUGGACGCAGCCUCCGUGAACUAUCCGGACAUGCCCGCUGGCACGCCAAACGGUCACAGCCACGACGGAGGCCUCUUGGAGGGGCAGACCGAGCUGACCAUGACCGACUCGGUGGUGGUGGACAUGAGCGCGGUGAUGAACAACGUGAACCUGCAGCAGGAGCACAGCAACCGCAGGGUCUAGAGGAGCUCCCGAUUCCAGAUUUGUUCGUCAGAGAGCGCAGUCCCAGAACCACCAACAGCACCACCACCAGAACCACCACCACCACCACCGAUGACUACUCACAAUAAUAGGAACCACCACAAUAAUUGAAGGACAACAACCACCCAGUGUUCCCCCACGAUAGUUUUGAUAUACAGGAUCUACAGAGGGCCGAACGGAGGCUGUCUGACGAACCCACCCGAAUUGAAUUUACCCUUUUGGACGAAAGUCGAUAGCAAUUACCAGACUUUGUAUUAGAACUCACUCUCGUAUUAUUAUCAGCGUAGGCACACCCACUGGAAGGACUUAGGAGGCUAGGAAGGAUUGUGAUCUGUCCCGGAACGAUGUGCAUAAUCUAUGGGUAUUAUAUAAUAUAUUACGUAAGCUCAGUUGUGAUGGGGAUUGGGAUUCUGUUUGUCGCUUAUUUGAACUUUAUGUGUUGUGCGGGAGGGAGGGAGUUAGGGCCUAUCGCAGGUUGUGUCAGGAGCUGGCCUAGGUUUAGUUAUAGUUUAGUUCCCCAUCAGUGAUCCGAUGACUUGGAGUUGGACUACCCACGAUCACCACUCGAACGCUAUUAAUACCAGUAACUACCAAAUAUCGGUACCAAUUAUCACAUACGCAUCGUAGACUGACAGCAGACUUAGUAGCUUAGUUGUAGCGUUAACAGACAUACUAUACUAUAUGCAUAUAUGCAACACUAAUAACCGAUACCGACAUUCGAGAUUUGUACUCAAGCAUGCUCUGCAUACAAUAAAUGCUAUUAUACCCA